Molecule: messenger RNA, 1121 nt
Organism: Odocoileus virginianus texanus
Lineage: Eukaryota; Metazoa; Chordata; Mammalia; Artiodactyla; Cervidae
Source: RefSeq, a predicted model, not a curated record
GGAGGCUUUUUGCUCUGUUUGAACACUGAUUACAGGAGCUUCGCACUCAUGCAUCUGGAGCACUUUGAUGAACUGGGAAGUGAAAACGUGAAAGUCCCUAUUUUUGAGGAAGACACACCCUCUGUGAUGGAAAUAGAAAUGGAAGAGCUUGAUAAGUGGAUGAACAGCAUGAAUCGAAAUGCCGACUAUGAAUGUUUACCUACUUUAGAGGAAGAAAAGGAACCAAACCAGAACAACCCAAGAUCUGUGUACCUAUCCAUCUAUCUGUCUAUCAUCUAUCAAGUUGCUCCACUGACCCUUUGGAAACACCUGGUGAGCAUUGAACAGGUGAGCACUGAAGUUGGAGUCUGGAGAGCACGAUCUGUCGCAGCCUCCCACGCCUCUGAGCAAAGGUGACACUGGACCCUGAUAUCAUCAUUCAGACACAGGUCACUUUAAGUAGAGACAUGCUAGGAUUUGGUUGAAGGGACUCAAAAGUCAAAAAAAGAAGGGAGUGAGGAGGUCGAAUGGUCUGCUUUCCAGGAGACUUGGGUAGAAGCGUGGUCUCACAGGGAAAGAGCCGCAGAGCCAGACGUGUGGCCAAGGUGGCCCCGUUAGAAACACGAGCAGAAAUGAGCCUGCCGGUUCGGCCAUGUGCAGAUACCACGUCCAUAGCUUAUGUCUCCUCACGCCCCGAGAUGCCUGGUGAUUGAAUUCUAAACGGCGCCGAGAAGGCCCCUCCAGAUCCUCUGUGGAUGUGCACAAAACGGGCUUUUGAAACCAUGCCAGGACCACAAGCUCUGGGAGAAAAUAACACAUGGAAAUUUUUUUUUUCUAAAGGAAGAAAAAGGCAGUUUGGCAUCUAUUCAUAGAAAUGGGAUUAGAUUUAAUUAAAGGGGGAACCCCAGCUCCAUCUGGUUCUCUCUGUGUCAGCCCUGGGGAGGGAUAUUACUGCAAGAGCUAGGGAUUAUGUCUUGGCUUUUCUAGAUUUCCUCCUCAGGGUUCAAAUGUAAAAUCCAAACCGACCUUUGUUUGGGAAAUUGUAAUCUGGACACCGUUGGCUCCCUGACUGUUUAUACUCUCCUGAUCACCUCCAUAGCUGAGUGACCAGCUCUCGGGAACUUCUUGGAAAUACACUGUUG